AUGGAAUAAAAUUUAAAAACACUCACGUUGUUUACAUGCUCUGAAUAUUAAGUGAAAUAAAAUUUAUAAAAGUGAUACUAGUUAAAAAUUACUGUAGAUUAAUACAUUAAAAACAAUUUUUUUUUUUUAAUCGUACAAUUUAAUACUACAUAUUAGUUGGUUAUUUAAUUUUUAGAGAUUAUUUUACUUUUUUACCUAACUCUUGAUAAAAAUAAAUAUGUGUAAUAUUGAGAUACGAAAAAAAUACGAUUAAUUUGAACUGAAUAAAAAAUAUUAACUUAAUUUUUAUAAUUAUAUGUGAACUUAGAACGUUUUUGUAAAAUAUGAAAUUGUAGUUUUAUAAAAAAUGAAUCAUGCUAAUAAUUGGACAGAAACGUGUGAUGAACAAGCCCGAAUUAGUGCAGAGCAGUUAGUUUCAACGUUUUCAACUCAGCCGUCAUCUCGACAAGAAGUCUUGGGACAUUUUAUUAAAUCAUUUGCUACUCAUUUCAAACGAGAAUGUGAUAGGUAUAACUGGCCAGACAAUGAUUCUGGUAACAGCGAUUCUGAUACAGAAUCAAUGGCAACUGUCAAGAAAAAGCCAUUUUUCAGACGUAUGUCAUUUAGAGCUUUAAGACCCCUUUUUCAUAAGCAACACUCAGAUGAAGUAGAAUUAGAUGCAGCAUCUAUUGUAUCACAGAGACCGAUGAAAUGUAAAAAGAAACUAGCAAAAAUAGUUGUAGAAUGUCGUAAGGAAGGAAUAGUAAAUUACAGAUUAGGUGAAACAAUUGAUGGCGGUGAACCAAAAUGGGAAAAAGCAAGACUUGCUCUAGUUAAAAGUACAGAUGGCUACACUUUAGAAUUUUAUUCUCCUCCCAAAUCUUUAAAACCAAAACAUGGAGUGUUCUGUUUUCUUAUACAAGAUGCUAGAGAAACCAAAGAAAUUGAAAUGCCUGAACGAUAUGCUAAUACUUUUGUUUUGAAGGAUGAAAAUAAUAUUGAAUAUAUAAUUGAUGCAUUAAAUCCUGAAGAAAUGCGCCAAUGGUUAGCAACAAUUAAAUAUUGUAUGCGUAAACGAGAUGGUUUACAUGAUGAUAUAAGUAUUAUAGGAAGCAUUGAUGGUAUAUUAGAUACAUCAGUUACCCAUUCAAAUGAUCACAUCUUAAACUCUUCUUAUAAUUCAAAUAAUAAUUUAGAUAUUGCAAAUUCAGAUGUUGAAAAUGAUAUAUCAGUAUCUUUACGCCUGUAUCCAUGGUUUCACGGGAUGCUUGCUCGAUCAGAUGCAACAAACUUAGUGUCACAUCUUGGUACUGAUGGUCAUGGCAUGUUUCUAGUGAGGCAGUCUGAAACCCGAAAGGGUGAAUAUGUGUUAACAUUUAAUUUCAAAGGAAAACCAAAACAUUUGCGUAUGACAUUGAAUGAUCAGGGACAUUGUCGUGUUCAACAUCUUUCAUUCUCUAGUAUACAAGAUAUGCUUGAACACUUCCAGACCCAUUUAAUACCUCUAGAAAAUGGGGGUCCUGGUGAUGUUACUCUUAGAGAUUAUAUAUUAAAUACACCAAUUAAGUAUGGAGUCAUACCUUCUAAUAGUAAUAUCAAUUAUAUUGUAAUAACUCGAGAUCCAAAUGCUCCACCAUCUCAAAAUACUGAACAUGGAUUGCGACCUUCUGCACCACAAUUAUACCGAGAAUUUAAAACAAUGUUGGCGCCCAUUAGAACAAAGACGAAAGAUUUACAAACUGAAUUUACCAAUCGUUUAACACCAGAACCUGGAGUCGGUAAUAUAGUCAGAGCAGUAAAUAACCAGUAUACUUUAAGAUAGUCCUAUUACUUAAUGGUUUAUAAAUUUCAGUAUUAUAAGUAAUUUUAUAAUUAUUAUUAUUAUUAUUAUAGUCUUCUUAAUUUAUUAUUGAAAUGGUUUAAUCUUUUUUUGUGUUGUGUGUUCUUGCCUUAUAGUGUAUAUUACAGUACUAAAUACCUAUUUACUAAUAGUUAAUGACUUAAAACUUUAUACUAUUUAUAUGAUUCAAUUAAACUCUAAAUGUGUGUUAUUGACCUUUUUUCGUGAAAAUUAUAGAUUAAAAAAGUGUAUCUUUGUAUAAAUAUAAAAUGUUAAAGGAAAUACUAUGUUUAGUAUAAAUUUAUCAUGAUACAUUGUUUAUA
This is a messenger RNA of Daktulosphaira vitifoliae (grape phylloxera), 2142 nucleotides long. It is a transcript of the gene Lnk, whose product is annotated as SH2B adapter protein 2. Gene Ontology annotation, biological process: intracellular signal transduction. The record is from RefSeq and is a predicted model, not a curated record. Gene Ontology annotation, cellular component: plasma membrane. Bases 347 to 1801 code for a protein of 484 amino acids. Lineage: Eukaryota; Metazoa; Arthropoda; Insecta; Hemiptera; Phylloxeridae. The transcript is spliced from 8 exons. Gene Ontology annotation, molecular function: transmembrane receptor protein tyrosine kinase adaptor activity.